AUGGAGAUUCCAUAUUUGGAUGAAUGUGAUCAAAAUGAAAAGGAUCACUCCAUCUCCUUAGGUGGGGCUGUUAAGGAUAUGGAGUCUAGCUCUCUCCAUCUUCUAGUUUUAUGUGGUGCAAAGAGAAUACCAGUGACAAUAGGUUUCCAUCAUGGCAUGAAAUUG
Messenger RNA from Lactuca saligna, 165 nucleotides. Lineage: Eukaryota; Viridiplantae; Streptophyta; Magnoliopsida; Asterales; Asteraceae. The record is from the annotation of a GenBank genome assembly.